GAGAUUCCAUUUCUUGUGUGAUAUUGACAGUGUAUGACAGAUAGUGGUCGUUUUCGAAUAUUUCAAUAAAUAAAAUUUAAUCGAAAUUUUAUUAUAAUUAGCGAAAAUAAUGGCCUGUACAAUUUGUGGACCUAAAUUCUCGCUAUGCGCUUUGGUAUUGAGUGUUUGGGGUAUAAUACAACUUACUCUUAUGGGAGUUUUCUAUCAGAUUGGGGCAGUUGCACUCUUAGAAGAUCUUCCAAUGGAGGAAGGUGGACACCAUUCUAUUACAGAUUUCAUUGCCCAAGUUGAAGAUGGAUACACUCAGAAUGCACACAACUGUUGGAUUGCUGCAUUACUCUAUGUUAUUACAUUAGUUGUCUCUGGACAUCAGUUUUGGAUGAACAACCGUGCUUCAGUCAGCAUGUAAUUAACUAUCCAAUACUCUAUUCUUGAAUAAUAAUUCCAUUCCAAUUACUUCUGUAAAGUGUAAAUUGUAAAACAAUGAGAUAAAAGCUAAUAAUGUUUGUAAUAAGCUUAGAGAAUUGGAACUCUUGUAGAUUUAAAAUAUUUUUUUGUAUAGAAUCCUUAUAGAUUCUGUACAUUGUUUUAAAAUAGAAAACCUUACAUACUGAGCUUGUUUGUUAUUAUUUAUUCAUAUAAGUUAUUGUCAAUUGUUAUGCAGUAUACACAGCCACAUAAUUUAUUUGGUGCCUAUAACUUUGGUGUUCAGUAAAAGUUAUUUAAUAAUAUGUGUUAAUAUCAAUACUAUUAAGAGGAAGUUUAAAAGUAUUAUCACAGCUAUACAAGCUUUUAAGUUAUCUUUUUAUGUCAGGCAGAAUUGAUUUGUUCACAUACAUAAUUAUGAAUCAAUUUCAAAACAUCAAUGCAUGGGAGUUGUAAGAUUUUGAUCUACAUAAUACACCCAUGCAAUUGAUGAAAAACAUUUUAAACUGUCUGGUAAAAAGGAGUGAAAUAAUUGUACAUUAAAUUGCUUAAAUUAUUCAAUAUUAUGUAUCACAGUUAAUAGAAUUGUAAUGUAUAUAGAAAUAAAGAUAUGAAUGUUGUA
This is a messenger RNA of Leptidea sinapis, 1048 nucleotides long. Its product is annotated as ribonuclease kappa. The coding region runs from base 110 to 409 and encodes 99 amino acids. Gene Ontology annotation, molecular function: RNA endonuclease activity. The record is from RefSeq and is a predicted model, not a curated record. Lineage: Eukaryota; Metazoa; Arthropoda; Insecta; Lepidoptera; Pieridae. The transcript has 3 exons.